AUGGCAAAAACGAAGAAAAGUCAAAAGAAACCCGUGUCCCAAGUGCGCAAGUCAGCUUUACGGAAGCCUAGUAGCAAAGUGUCCAGCGACACCAAGCUGCUUGUCCCCAAGAGCAACUCGCAGAAGGUGGAAGAUGCCAACUUGCUUCAGGCCGAGGUUUUUGAGCGAGCAAAGAGUGCCAAUGCUUUGGCCACUUCCAGUGUGAAAGAGAAGAAAGAUAAGAAAGGCAACAAAGAGAAAAGCAAGAAGGAGAAGAAAGAUCACAAAGAGGUAGAGGCAACGGAGGAAAAGGACAAGAAGCAGCAGAAGAAGCUUAAGGACAAGAAGGAUAAGGAGAAGAAGUCUAAGGACAAGACUACAGACCAGAAGCCUUUGGAGAAGAGAACAAAGGGCGAGAGUGCUACAGACCAGAGGUCUAAGGAUGAAAAGUCUGCUGACAAGAAGAAAGGAGAGAAGAAGGAAGGAAAAGAGCGGAAGAAGCCAGGUGAUAGCACCAAGGCCACAAAAGCAGGUAACAAGUCGAAGGAGAAUGCUGAGGCAUUGGAGGCUGCCGAAAAGACAAAAGAGAAGGAGGAAAAGGAAAGGGCUUUAGCACUCGAGUUAAAGAAGGCAAGUGUGCCAGGACCCGCACCCACAACGCCACCUGCAAAGAGGCUUCGCAUGAAAUCUCCCACUGAAAGCACUGCCAGUGGCUCUUCCAGUGUCCAUACUGAUGCCACCUCCACUCGCUACCAGUCCACCAAGGAUAUGGCCGAGGCCCACUUCGCGAAGUUGAGGCGUGGCUUGAGUGCAGCAGUGAAAGAGGCUGAGGAAAAUGCCCACUUGGACUGUGCUGGCAUGAGCAUGGAAGGUUUGCUUGAAGAACUACGUGCAGAAAAAAAGGAAACCAACGAUGAGGGCAAUGAAGCUGCAGAGGAAGGAGCAGAUGAAGCACAGGAGGACGAGGAAGGCGAAGAAGAAGAAGAAGCAGAGGUUGAUGAGGAAGAAGAAGAAGAAGAAGCAGAGGAGGGUGAUGAUAAUGAUGAUGAUGAGGCUCAGGAGGAUGGAGACAUGAGUGAUGGUGGUGAUUCGAAUGAUGACUCGGUUUUUGAGGGUACUGAAGAUGAGGCGGCCUCUGAUCCAAGCUCCAGUGAAGAUGAUGGAGAAGAAGAAGGCAGAAAGGCUGAGGAGAAGAGCAAAGAAAAUGAAGACCAGAAAGCCAAAGAUGAAGCCAAAGAUGAAGCCUUGCAGAUCGCAAUUGCCAACACCACCAGAAACAGCAAGACCAAUAAACGCGAGUGGGACCGCUUCGACCGACAGACGAAGGGAGGCCAAUUCCCGACAGGACUUCAACCUCUUCUUCGUAAAAAGAAGACGGACUUGUUUGGGCUAUGGUUGGAUUUCGGUGAGGAUUGGGAUCGGGUCCAAUGUGAAGUAGAAAGGAGAGCUGAGAGCACAAACUUGGCUAGGUCCGAGUGGGUUGCCGUACAGGCCAAAACACUCAAAGCGGGGAUGGAGCAGUCAAAGUUUGAUGAACUUAUCAAGAAGCGAAUCGAUGCAGGUCUCUACUACCAGGAUUUGGACUUCCCGUCUGAUCCCAUGGAGAACUGGAUCUACAUGCCCAAAGGUCGUCUCUUGAGGCAGGAUGAGUUGGUAUCCGAGAGUGUGUCAACAAAGGCUACAAAGAAACUUGAUCAGGGGCUGUUCAAUGCCCUGACAGCUGAAGAGGGAGGCAUCCUCCCGGCUGGUGCCUUGCCUGCGGUGAAGGCUGCAUCAGAGGCUGGCCAGCGUGCAGUCUUGAGUGCCUUGGAUGAUGAUGGAAAGCAGGUGAUGAAACCCAAGCGGCAGCAAAGGGCCAAGCCAGGCAGUCUCCAAGUUUCCCAUUGCAGCAUGAGCCAUCCAGCGAUGCCCGGGCAUGCCAAAGAGCUUCUACAACCAGUCCUGGACGAGGCUACCAAGGCCCGUCAAAAGAGCAUCCAGCUCAGGGGGAUGCAAUUCGCGGAUGAGUUGGCUCACCAGUUACUCAAACAUGGGAAUGGGAUGGAAACUCUUUACACCGAGCUAAAGAACAACGUGGAGAUGAAUUCGCCUGAUGAGUCAAAGAUCAAAUGCACCCUUGGGAAGAUCGAAACUAUGCAGAACUGGUACAAGAAAGCAGAGGUAGAACGAGACGAGGAUCCUCAGAUCGUGGAUGCAUCUGUGCUGCUACCUCAUGAGGUAUUUGGUGCUUUGCAUAGCAUGGGGGAACACAAGGUCCGACAAGGAGUCAACAAGACCCUAGCGGAUGUGGUGGCAUGGAGUCUAAGCUGGGCUUCGCGAGGCAUCUACCCCAGCCGUGGUUUUUAUGGCGAAAGGUUUGACAGCAACAUGUACAGGUCUAGCUUGUCUGGAAAACAGAUUGCAGGUGGCUACAAGUUGGUGUACAUGACUUUCAAGGCCGACUUGAAAGCCCGGAUGCAAUGCCAUAGGCAUCAGUCGCCAUGGUGUGCAGUGCCGGGUUUUCAGUUUGAAACCAUGUCCUUUGACAUGAUGCAUUUGGUUUACUUGGGCAUAGCCAAAAACCACAUCCCAUCUUGCCUCAAAAUCUUGAAGCUUUACGGGUACCACUAUGAAGGAGGGGAGUCUGAUGAAAAGUUCCUCAAGCGAGUUAGCAUGGAAAUGAAACAAGACUGCAAGGACAACCUUGUCCUCCAGCUGCUGAACCUCUGCUGCCACUCCUUGGCCAAAGCGCAGGCUUUGAUGGAUGAUGCUGGUUUAAUCUUGAACCCAGACGAAGCCAGUGAAAUUUCACGGAUGCUGCACCAACACCUUCGGUCAACUGAAUUCUUGGCGUCGUGGUGUUGGAGUAAUUCAGUUAUGGCCUUCAAAAUGAGGCCAAAGCACCACUACCUGUGGCAUGUUGCCAUGGAUGUGUUGACUACAAGGGUGAACCCACGAAUUCACCACGUAUGGUCAGAUGAAAAGUUUUUAGGUUCCAUAAAAAAAACAGCGUGCCGUUGCCACGGCAGUACGGUCCAAAAAAGGACUAUAGAGCGGUACCUAGUUGCCCUCUCAGGCUACAUGGCCAAAAUGGUUUAA
Molecule: messenger RNA, 3057 nt
Organism: Cladocopium goreaui
Lineage: Eukaryota; Dinophyceae; Suessiales; Symbiodiniaceae
Source: the annotation of a GenBank genome assembly